Messenger RNA from Adineta steineri, 321 nucleotides. The record is from the annotation of a GenBank genome assembly. Lineage: Eukaryota; Metazoa; Rotifera; Eurotatoria; Adinetida; Adinetidae.
AUGAGACGUAUCUUUGGUAUACUCAUUGUUUUGCUUCUGACUAUACAACUAACAUUCGCUAGUAGAUGUGAAUGUCAAUGUUGUGUGGGCAACGGUUGUAGUCCUGGACCAGUAGGUUCUUAUAGCGUAUUUUUGUUUUGUACAACAUCUUCAUGUUCACCCGGCGAAUGUACUGCACAGUAUUAUAAAGAUUGUCCACAACCAAAUGGUGCGGGAAUAACACAAGCCGUAUGUCGAAAUGGUAAUGCAAGAUUAUCACCAUCUUUAUUUAUCUUCGCUGGUAUAACUUCAAUUAUUUUAAUGAUGAAAAAUAAACUUUAA